CUUCGGAUAUCCCCAACUAAGUCUCGGGGUCUGUCGCACAACAAUUAUCCCGUUGAGUAGCAUUCUUAUAUAAAAGUCGAUAACCACAGCCCGUUCCAAACAUGGGCGCUUCGAACGAUAAGUGGAUUCGCAACGCUUUGAUUCGAACAAAUAUUGCUAUAACACAACGAGAAGUUCGCGAGAGAAGCAACUGGUAUAACAGCCCUCGUGUCGUGAUUCGCAAGAAGUCGGGCAAAGUCGUCGUGACACGCCUCGGCACCGCUAGAAAUUACGCCGCAGACAGCGGAUUCCUCGUAAUCCCUUAGACUCCUCACCAUGUCGCCCCACAAGGUCGAUGGCGGCUCUGCCGAAGAAGCUGCCGCCCCUUCAUCCUCGUCCUCUCCGCUGUCGCGCCAUUGGAGCAUGGGCGCUGAGGCGUUCUCGCGCCGUAUGCCGCAUCAUGACGGUAUCAAGGCCUUAUGGGAAACCAAGUGGAAGUUUCCGUGCACCAAGUCCGUGUAUCCCUUCCACGACGGUCAAUUUGAGGAUUUCGAGCCUAUUUUCAAUCAUCUAAUUGAAAAGGAUAUCAAUGAUGGCACAUCCAUCGAGUACACGCGGGCGUUUAUGCCCGUAGCCCAGGCGCUCGAUACGAAGGGUGAUGAGGCUACAAAGGAUGGAGAAAAGGAAAAAGCCAGUGACUUGUAUUUGCGGGCAGCGUGCAUCUUGCGUAUUGCCAGGUUUCCGUACAUCACUUCGUUUCCUGAAAUCAGCUGUUCUGAGAAAUGGAAGGCUUGGGAGUUUCAGAAGCAGGUUUAUGCUAAGGCGGGGAAGUGGUGGACGUCGCCGCUACAGGAGGUGGAUAUACCCCAUGCCCACAAAAAGGGGGCAGACCGAGAUUCAAUCCCUGUUUAUGUUCGUGUGCCGGAGAAGAUGAAUGGGAAGAAAUGUCCGGCUGUUCUACUUCUGACUGGGCUGGACGGUUAUCGCCCAGACAACACCCUCCGCUGUGAAGAGUUUCUCGCCCGGGGCUGGGCAGCCGUCAUAGCGGAGAUUCCGGGGACGGCCGACUGCCCGGCGGAUCCGGCGGACCCGGAAAGUCCAGACAGACUGUGGGACAGCGUUUUUGAGUGGAUGGGCAAGGACGGUCGUUUCGACAUGUCUCAUUUGAUGUGCUGGGGUCUCAGCUCCGGAGGUUAUUACGCAAUACGCAUCGCCCAUACUCAUAAGGACCGGCUUCGUGGCUGUGUUGCUCACGGAGCUGGGUGUCAUUACUUCUUCGACCGUCAGUGGUUGGAGAAAGCUGAUGGACACGAGUACCCCUUCCAGCUCACGCCGGCUUUGGCGAUGAAGCACGGGUACAAGAGCGUCGAGGAGUAUAUGGAUGGCGCGCAGGCAAAGUUCUCCCUACUUGAGGGGGGGAUUAUCCAGAAGCCUUCGUGCAGACUUCUGUUGAUUAACGGUACUCAUGAUGGGCUGAUGCCAAUUGAGGACUCUACGAUGCUUUUCGAGUACGGCUCCCCAAAGGAAGCCAGAUUUUACUCGAACGCUCUACACAUGGGAUAUCCGAUGGCCAAUGCGUCGGUAUACCCCUGGAUGGAAUCGGUAAUGGGAACCUUGAAGGAUGUGAGAACAUUGGAAAAGUCCACUACUUGAAUAGUCUCAUCCAAUGUAUUUGUUUCUGGCACAUCUCAGUUCUGAAAGCAUCAAU
Messenger RNA from Pseudomassariella vexata, 1687 nucleotides. Its product is annotated as Alpha/Beta hydrolase protein. Lineage: Eukaryota; Fungi; Ascomycota; Sordariomycetes; Amphisphaeriales; Pseudomassariaceae. The record is from RefSeq and is a predicted model, not a curated record. The transcript has 3 exons. Bases 316 to 1632 code for a protein of 438 amino acids.